This is a messenger RNA of Megalops cyprinoides (Indo-Pacific tarpon), 783 nucleotides long. RefSeq names its product leucine-rich repeat-containing protein 72. NCBI's taxonomy places the organism in Eukaryota, Metazoa, Chordata, Actinopteri, Elopiformes, Megalopidae. Gene Ontology annotation, molecular function: protein binding. The record is from RefSeq and is a predicted model, not a curated record. The coding region runs from base 1 to 783 and encodes 260 amino acids. The transcript is spliced from 8 exons.
AUGGAAACGGAUGGAAAGGAAAUCAAUGAUAUUCUUCGCAGGCAUGGCCUUAAAAGGAACAUCGACGUAAUUCAGCUCUACCUCGGCAAGAAAGGAAUUGUCUAUGUGCCUGAUUUGUCACAAUUUCCCAUGCUGAGAUAUUUGUGGCUGAAUGACAAUAAGAUCAAGAAGAUUUCCUGCCAAACCAUCAAUUGUUGCUUGACUGAACUUCAUCUGCACAACAAUGAAAUUACCUCUAUCUCAGGUGCCCUGAGCCACUUGACUUGUCUGCAGGUUCUCCUGCUGCAUAAUAACCAGUUGAGGAGGCUGGAUGAGUCAGUGACAGAGCUAAGGAGAAUGCAGUGCCUCCACACUACCAGUUUUUUCCUGAACCCCCUCACACAUGACCCUCAAUAUCGUCCCUAUAUCAUCCAUCACUUGCCAUCUGUUCAGAUUUUGGAUAGAAGAGAGGUGAAGCAGAAGGAGAGGGACACUGCAUUUCGACUUUUCAAUCCCGAGCGGCAUCGUGUCUCGCAGUCUCUGGCAUUUGGCAGAAGGGCAGAGCCUGUCAACACACAACAGGAAGUGAGCUGCGAUGCUUUGGUGCCGAUUUUCCAUCAGUGUUACACGACGGAGCCGUGCUCCGUUCCCAGAGGAGCCGAACAGCCUGUAACACGGGAUGUGCUCUCUCAGAGUGAGAUCCAGCAGACUCGUGAGCUGUUCUGCGCAGACCAUUCGUCCUCUGGGGGGCUACUGUCACGCUGGUGUGUGGGGAUCUGGGGGCAGCACUGCUUCCAAACAUAG